AUGGUUGUCCAACUCGCCAGGAUCAUGGCGGAGAGCGGCGGAGAGACCAGGGUCCCCCACUGGCUGGCGGAGAAGGCGAAGGAGCAUCGAGGCGGCAGGGAAGGCCUGGGGCGACAGGAAGGCGGUGCGGAAAGACUGUCCGGGCGCAUCGUGGGACUCCAAGAAGAGUGGCGACGCCAGCGGCGGCUGGCGGGGUACAGAGACAAGGGGGCUGCGGCAACUGGGGGACAGCCCGAGCGGGGAGGCCGCCGACCCGAGGUCCUCGGCGGAGGAGGCCGCGGCCAGCGCCGGCUGGCGAGCACCUGCUCGGGGUGA
Messenger RNA from Prorocentrum cordatum, 315 nucleotides. Lineage: Eukaryota; Dinophyceae; Prorocentrales; Prorocentraceae. The record is from the annotation of a GenBank genome assembly.